CAGGAAAAUCCCCCAUCAGCAUAAAGCCAGUCUGAGGAGUCAGGCAUCUAUAAGCUGAUUCAGACCUCUGAUGAAAUCAUGCAAAUAAACACAGGGGAUCAGCUCACCUCCAGACUGUCUCAUGUGGUUAUGGACUCUAAACUGAAAGCACUAAGGAAUUACGAGCAUUUUGAACCUGAUAAUACAGAGGAACAUGAAGAUCCAAGAGAGUACUGCUAUGGUGGAUAUCACCCAGUUCAGCUGGGGAAUGUCUUUAAUAGGAGAUACAAGGUUCUGUCAAAGCUGGGCUGGGGAUAUUUCUCAACUGUAUGGCUCUGCAUUGACCUCAGGUCACAUAGGCAUGUGGCAGUGAAGGUGUUGAAGAGUGGUGCUGGAUUCACUCAGGCUGGCCAAGAUGAACUGACAUUACUGCGCUGUGCCAGUGGUCUCACAGCUCGUAACCCUCUUCGAGGACGUAUAGUGCAGUUACUGGAUGAGUUUAAGAUAGCUGGUGUGAACGGGAUCCAUAUUUGUUUGGUACUGGAGUUGCUGGGGCCAGACUUGCGCUGCUGGCAGGUGUGUUUCGGUAAUCCAGGUCUAUCUCUGAUCUGUGUCAAACGAGUCAUCACACAGGUGCUUGAAGGACUGGUGUAUCUUCACACCCACUGUAAGAUCAUUCACACAGAUAUAAAGCCUGAGAACAUACUGCUGUGUCUCACACCACAGUCUCCAGGGGGCGCUCUGCAGACUUCCUCUUCAGCCAUCAAAGCCACAAUUCUCCAGCACACUGGAAAAGAUGGACAAUCUGGAAACUUGGAUAACAUCAUGGUGAAGAUUGCAGACCUUGGCAGCUCAUGUUGGGUGUACAAACACUUUUGUCAAGAGAUCCAGACCAGACAAUAUCGCUCAUUGGAAGUUCUGCUGGGAUCUGAAUAUGGACCACCAGCUGACAUCUGGAGUGUGGCCUGCCUAGCAUUUGAGCUUGUUACUGGUGAUUCCUUAUUUGAACCCAAAGCAGGGCCAAAUUUCUCCUUAGAGGAAGACCACCUCGCUCAUAUUAUUGAGCUCCUGGGUAAAAUUCCAGUGUCAGUGGCUCUGUCGGGUAGAUAUUCCUCUAAGUAUUUCAACGGCAAAGGUGACUUGCGGCGGAUCGCUGUCCUCCGUGAAUGGGGGCUUUAUGAAGUACUUGUGGAGAAAUAUCACUUUCUUCUCAGGGAAGCAUCCCUCUUCUCUGAUUUCCUGUUACAAAUGUUGGACUUUCUGCCACAACGGAGAGCCACAGCAACUCAGUGUCUCAAACAUCCCUGGCUAAAACUGUGACCCAAACAUUCCCCUUCCUGACUUUUUGUACUCUUGUUAGAACUUCAAAGUAGUAAUCCUCUGCUACUGUGUUCCAUUUCUGCUGAUUUUAAUUUUAAAAAUCAUUGUACAACAUCAUAUGUUUUACUGUAAUACAGUAUAAGAAUGACUGUUACGGUAAUGAGAAUCAUCUUUGAAAAUAAUGGAAAUAGUAAAUGUAGUAUCUUAAUGGUCCUAAAUGUAGAUUUAAUUUCUUUAAGCAUAAAGUAAUAUCAUGUAAUUUUAUUAUUUUUAUUAUUAUUAUUUUGUUUUGGUAUUGAUUUUGGGUUAAAUAUGACCAGGACAUUUUCUUGACAGGGCUUGUGAGAUUCGCUCAUUUUGUAAAACAACGCUUUGAGGGCAUGAAAAUGAUUUAAAGUUUUGAAUGUGUUUGAUUUACUGGCAUAUAAGCUACAUUCCUCUUUUAAAUAAGGCUUGUAGUGUAAUUCUGUGUGACUGUUCAAGCUAAACUCAAAUAAUCACAGCUUAUUUGAUUAUUGUUGCUGACCAUGUGCAUCCCUUCAUGGCCACAAAUUACCCAUCUUCUAAUGGCUAAUUCCAGCAUAAUGAUGCACCAUGUCACAAAGCAAAAGUCAUCUCAAACUGGUUUCAUGAACAUGAUAAUGAGUUCACUGUUCUUCAGUGGCCUUCCCAGUCACUGGAUCUGAAGCCACAAUCAGCAUGAAUGUGCAGCAAUAAAUCUGAAGAAACUGCAUGAUGCAAUCUCAAAAAGGAAUGUUUCCAACAUCUUGUAGAAUCCAUGCCAUGAAAAAUUGAGGCUGUUUUGAGAGCAAAGGGAAGCCCUACCCAGUAUUAUAUUGUUCCUAAUAAAGUGCUCAGUGAGUAUACUUUUGAGAAACA
Messenger RNA from Myxocyprinus asiaticus (Chinese sucker), 2178 nucleotides. Its product is annotated as SRSF protein kinase 1. The transcript is spliced from 12 exons. The record is from RefSeq and is a predicted model, not a curated record. Gene Ontology annotation, biological process: regulation of mRNA processing; protein phosphorylation; spliceosomal complex assembly. The coding region runs from base 79 to 1299 and encodes 406 amino acids. Lineage: Eukaryota; Metazoa; Chordata; Actinopteri; Cypriniformes; Catostomidae. Gene Ontology annotation, molecular function: protein kinase activity; ATP binding.